Micropterus salmoides (largemouth bass) is the source of this 1064-nucleotide messenger RNA. RefSeq lists its product as uncharacterized. The transcript is spliced from 2 exons. Bases 137 to 847 code for a protein of 236 amino acids. NCBI's taxonomy places the organism in Eukaryota, Metazoa, Chordata, Actinopteri, Centrarchiformes, Centrarchidae. The record is from RefSeq and is a predicted model, not a curated record.
UCUGGAGGAGUUCCUUCAGCAGCUGCUGCGGUUGCAGCUUCAGUCUGGUUGCCAGGAGAACUGAGCAAGACCAUCCCUGUGCAGGACCACAGGUGGAUUGCCAGCACCCUCCUUCACUCCGGUAAACUGCAGCCAGAUGUCAAGCUGUGGUAUGAGCCCCCUGUCCUUCUUCACCCAUCGGCUGAUGGUGUGGAUGCCAUACUAUCUGUGGAAGGUAAAGGUGUCCUGCCCGGCUUGUGGGAAGCAGCUAACGAGCUAUGGUGUCCACAAGAGGGCUCGAAAGGUCCUAGACAUCGACGGGUAUUACCUUAUGGUGACAGAGACACUCAGGUGCACCGUGUGUUCCCUGAACUAUCUGUCGACCAGUCAGACUGUCCGGGACCAGCUGGACCUGCCCCACCAGAAGCUGUUUGAGACCAGCAAGUAUGCUUGUGACAUACGUGUCAUUCGGCUGCUUCGGGACCGGACUCUCGGCAACAGUCCAGCACGACUGCCGAAGCAGCUUCGGGAGAACCACGGUGAGAAGUGGCUGAACCGGUUGGCACACUAUGUGGGGGAGUGUGCUAACUUUAUGGGUCGGCCCAGCCUCUUCCCAGUGAUCUGCCAGGAGCCCCCGGAGCCCAUCCACGUCCCCACCAGUCGCUGGCUGCUGACCGUCUACAGCAGGGACAUCCUCUCCCGUCUGGACCACAUUAAGGCCAGCAUCACCUGUCUGCAUGCAUCUUUGAGUGGGAUGCAGGUGACCUCACUCUGUUGCAGCAGGCUAAGAGAGAGCAGCUCAGACAGGAGGGAGUGCCAGCGCUUACUGAUCUCCUGGUGGACAGGAGAAUCACUAAGAAGUAGCUGAGCCAGUACUGCAGAAGGAGGAUGCGCGGGGAGGAGGGGACCAUCAGCCUCAUCGAGCAGCUGCUGCAAACACUGGGGGGGCAAAAAGGGAGAGACCUCAUGGAGGUGCCGCUGCUGGAACAGGUGCACAUGGAGCACAUCUGGCGGGUGCAGAAACGGCACGUCAAGUGCAUCCAGGACGUGCCAGGUGUGCAGCUGUAUACAGUGACAGGCACUAC